GUCCGCGCACCCGCGGUUUGGAAUUCUCGUGGUUGGUUUUAGUUUAGGAUUCACACACACACACACACACACACACACACACACACAUUAAUAUAUAUUUAUAUAUAAUAUAUAAUCAGCAGAUCGAAAGUUGGCUCAGUUGAUUGAGCGCCGGUGGUAAAGCCGUGAGAGCAGCAUGGUUCGGGCAAGACGAGUUGUGCGAAGGCUCAAAGCAAAAAAAGUUGAAGAGUACGACAGUGAUGAUCCUGCCCGCUAUGAAAAUGAGGAAAUUCCAGAUAAGAGAUCAUCUGAGAGUAUGCAGGAUAAAAUAGAACAUUUCCACAAUGCAAAAAUCUCAAAUCUUUUGGCUCAAGGUGUGCAGCUGGACAGUGAACAAGAGGAUGAGGCAGAUGAGGAAGAGGUGAUGCCCUUAACACUCGAGGAUUCAGAUGAUGAGGAGGAAGAGGAGAACAGCAGCAAUGAAGGGCACGAAGAGACUGAUAUGGAAAGUGACCUGGAAGGAAAAAGGGACGAUGAUCUGCCAAAUGACAUGGCCUGGGGGAGCAAAAAGAAAAUGUAUUAUGACUCUGAUUAUACCACUAAAAAAGGAAAGCCGUUGGAGGAGGUGGAAGCAGACGAUCAGGAGGAAGAAGAGGAAGCUAAGAACAUUCAAAAACGCUUAGUGGCCAACUUGAGUGAGGAAGACUACGAUCUAAACCUGCUCCAGGAGUUUGCAGUAGAAAUAGAUGAUGAGAAGACUAAAAAGGCUGCAGAGAAAGAGCAAAGGAUUGUUAAAGACCUAAACACAAUGUCCCAGAAAGAGAAGCUCAAACUGCUGAAGAAGGAGAGUCCAGAGCUGCUGGAGCUCAUUCAGGAUUUCAAAGCUAAAAUGACAGAACUACGAGAUGAGAUACAGCCCAUCGUGCAGAAUGUAAGAAGCAGACAGAUUCCACCAGGAAAGGGGACAAAUUACCUGAUGACCAAGCACCAACUUUAUCUUAACUAUUGCACAAACAUCAGUUUUUACCUGGUUUUAAAAGCCAAGAGAAUUCCAGCACAUAACCAUCCUGUGAUCGAGAGAUUGGUGACCUACAGAAAUUUAAUUAAUGAACUAGGAGCUGUUGAUGCCAGACUCGCCCCUCAACUUCGUCAGCUGCUCACUGAAAACCAACAAAUGAGACCAGCUAAAAAAACACAGAGCAUCAAAAAAGAAAAGUCUGAGGUUUUGAAGGUGGCAGAUAUGGAGAAGGCUGAAGAGUCUGACUCGGAUGAAGAGGCAGCCCUGCUUUUCUACAAGGGCAUUGAGGAGAGACUGAAGCUGAAGAGAAAGAAUAAGCAGCUGCCAGAGGAUGGGUUAAUGAUUGAGCAGGAGGAGGAGGAGCAGGAACAAGAAGAGAUGGAUGGAGAGGCUAAAAGGGGUAUUACAUACCAGAUGGCCAAGAACAAAGGACUCACUCCAAAGAGAAAGAAAAUUGACCGGAAUCCCAGAGUCAAACACAGAGAGAAAUUUAGACGUGCCAAGAUUCGCAGGAAGGGUCAGGUUCUUCAAGUUCGGCGUGAGGAGACAAGAUACAGUGGAGAACUGUCUGGAAUCCGUGCUGGAAUUAAAAAGAGCAUCAAGCUCAAAUGAUCAAUCAUUUCAUAUAAAGCAGUUAAAAAGUCAAGACCAUUUAUUUUGGGUAAUAGCAGAUGUUUAUUUGCAAACCAUUUAUGACAUGUACAUCCAUUAAACAAAAAAUAGAUGUAAACAAAAAUGUAUCAUGCAGCAGCGAUUAUACUGACUUAUUCUGAAACUGUUUUUUUUAACGGUUCAGUUCUGCUUCCCUGUUGAUGUCUGAGGGAAAAAUUAAAACAGGUUAUUUGAUACAAACCAAUAAUUAAAAUGAUUAUUUAUGGGAAGUCA
Silurus meridionalis is the source of this 1882-nucleotide messenger RNA. It is a transcript of the gene utp3, whose product is annotated as UTP3 small subunit processome component. NCBI's taxonomy places the organism in Eukaryota, Metazoa, Chordata, Actinopteri, Siluriformes, Siluridae. Gene Ontology annotation, biological process: maturation of SSU-rRNA from tricistronic rRNA transcript (SSU-rRNA, 5.8S rRNA, LSU-rRNA). Gene Ontology annotation, cellular component: small-subunit processome; nucleolus. The coding region runs from base 176 to 1609 and encodes 477 amino acids. The transcript has 16 exons. The record is from RefSeq and is a predicted model, not a curated record.